AUGUUACAAAUUGAACAAAAUAAUUUAUUAAUUGAAAGUACAUUAACAGAAAGAAUUUUUUCAAAUACAUUUAAAUCAUUAGAUAGAAUAGUCUCAGAUUUUGAUUUCACAACGUACCAUUUAUCAUCAAUUGAAAAUAAGACAAAAAUAUUAAUAUCAAUAAAUUUAAAAUGUUGGAAUGAUUUAGCUCAAUACGGAGUCACUCAAAUCCUCUCAGAAAAAUAUCAACCAUUUUCAUCAGUAUUAUCAACAACAGACGCAGAACAAGGCUAUAAUUACUCAUUCAUUUUAGAUUUGGAAAGUGCAUUUGAUCAAGAUCAAGAUUUCAAGUUAUCACUCAUUAAUGAAUUGUCCCUCUUGAAGAGAAAUUCAAUGGCUGCUCCUUUCUGCGCUGCUUUUUCAAGAUAUGAUGAGUUGUUUAAAAAAUAUGCAAAUGUCAAUACAUAUUCAGAAGAAGUUCAAAUGGAACUCCAAAAUGAAAAAGUAAUAAUUAUAAAAUACAGAGGUCUAAACGAGUCAAUCUAUCUCAAACCAUCAUUCGAUCGUGUUACUAUAAUUUUUUCCACCAUGUUUCAAGAUGAGACAGAUAAGAUCUUUGGAAAAGUCUUUUUACAGGAGUUUGUCGACGCAAGGAAAAGAUCAGUUCAAACUGCUCCCCAGGUAUUAUACAACACUGAAGCACCAUUAGAUAUAGCUAACGAUGUUAAGAAAGGUGAACAUUUCGUCACAUUUGUGCUUUUUCCUCGUCAUUUAACAAUUGGUGAUAAACGUGAAAAUUGUAUUUCUCAUAUUCAAUUAUUUAGAUCUUAUUUCCAUUAUCAUAUUAAAUGUUCCAAGGCUUAUAUGCAUUCAAGAAUGAGAUUUAGAGUUAAAGAAUUUUUGAAGAUUUUAAAUAGAGCUAAACCUGAGAAUUUAGAUGAUGAUGGGAAGGUUAUUGAGACUAGGAAGACUGCUAGUGGUAGAACUUUUGUUAAGUAA
This is a messenger RNA of Insectozyma verbasci, 978 nucleotides long. The record is from the annotation of a GenBank genome assembly. Lineage: Eukaryota; Fungi; Ascomycota; Pichiomycetes; Serinales; Debaryomycetaceae.